GUGCCGCUGCCUGAUGGCCACUCACCAGGCCCCCAGGAGCCGAGUGCCCUGGGACCAGGAUGGCUUCCUGCAAGUGAAGAUGGAGGAUGAGGAGGCCAGCCUCUCCCAGGUCCAGGAAUGUGGCCUUGGCAACAUGGUCCACCCCGAGGCUGCUCGUCUGCUCUUCCGGCACUUCCACUAUGAGGAGGCAUCCAACCCGCAUGAGACCCUGGCCCAACUCCACAAGCUCUGCUACCAAUGGCUGCAGCCCGAGGUGCACUCCAAGGAGCAGAUGCUGGACUUGCUGGUGCUGGAGCAGUUCCUGGACAUGCUGCCCCCUAAGAUCCAGGCCUGGGUGGGGGCCCAGUGCCCCAAGAGCGGCAAGGAGGCCGCCAUGCUGGUAGAGGAUCUGUCUCAGGCACUGAGCAAGAGAGGAUGGGAGCCAGGAGCCGAGCCCUCAGAGGCAAGCUGCGAGCACAGCCAUUCAGAAGCGUCAGACAUGGCCACUGAGGCCCUUGUGGGGGGUGUUUCCCCAGGACACGCCUUUGGUGACACCUUUGAACCCCAAGGCAGCUCAGAGAAACUGUCAGGACUCUCGGGGGACGUCUGGACAAAGUCUGCCACCCGAGAAGCAGAUUGCAGGCACACUCCAGAGCCUCACGAGGGUGCCCCCAUGGACCAGCCCAGCUUUGAAUCUGGUGCCUCUGGAAGCAGUCCCAGUGUGUGGCCAGACGUCACCUGGGAAGAGAAGACUCCUGAGGAGAAAUUCGGUCCGUUGGCUGGUCCUGGGACAGAGCCUCCAUGUGUGCACACGGGGAGGACAUCUUCCAAGUGCAGAGAAUGUGGGAAAAUGUUCCAGAGCACCCGGGCCCUGGAGGCACACUGGAAGAGCCAUUCCCGGAAGACACCCUACACCUGCAGUGAGUGCGGGAAAGCCUUCAGCCGGAGCACCCACCUGGCCCAGCACCAGGUCGUGCACACGGGGGCAAAGCCCCAUGAGUGUAAUGAGUGUGGCAAGGCCUUCAGCCGGGUCACCCACCUGACGCAGCAUCAGCGCAUCCACACAGGGGAGAAGCCCUACAGGUGCGGGGACUGUGGCAAAACCUUCAGCCGCAGCACCCACCUCACUCAGCACCAGCGGGUGCACACAGGUGAGCGGCCCUACACAUGUGAUGUGUGUGGCAAGGCCUUCAGCCAGAGUGCCCACCUGACACAGCACGUGCGCACCCACACAGGGGAGAAACCCUAUAGGUGUGACCCUUGUGGGAGAGCCUUCAGCGAUUGCUCAGCUCUGAUCAGGCACCUGAGGGUCCACUCUGGGGAGAAGCCAUACCAGUGCCAGAUUUGUCCAAAGGCCUUUGCGCAGAGCUCCUCCCUCACCGAGCACCAGAGGGUCCACACAGGGGAGAAGCCCUACAAGUGCAGCAACUGUGGGAAGGCCUUCAGCCGCAGCUCCGCCCUCCUGGUGCACCUGCGCGUCCAUAUCACGGUGCUGCGGUGACCCACCAGGUGGCUCCCUUGGGCUCAGCAUGGUAGAGAAACCCUGAAUUCCAAAGGAGCCAGGGAAGAUGGGAUGGAUCAUUGAUGACUCCCCCAGAAUGAUGAGUUCUUAAGGUCAGACCUAGGGCUGUCUGGGAGCAACUCUGCAUUUGAGGACCCGGAUGAAUCCAGGUUCCAGAAGGAUCCCACUGUCUUCCGUCCCUCUAGACACAUCUCAGAGAAAGGACAGGUGAGCUGAGGAGCUGGAUUUGUCCUCAGAGCCAGUAAGUUGGGUAGCAUUUCUCUCAGGACUCAGGAGUCCCAGGAUGGUCCUGGCUGGGUCUCCAGCUUCAUGCUCCUGUUUCUCCCCUGCUUAGCCCAUGUGGGACACUGCCCAUGCCACCUCUGGGCCUUUGCACCGACUGUUCCACUGCAGUUAUUCACAUCCAACUCCCAGGCUGGCUUGCAAGUCUGCCUCUUCCAUGAGGCAUUCUCCAGACACCGUGUCAUCCUCACUGAGGAUGGUGCUGACACUUGCCUGGAGGCAUUUGUCUGUGACUCUCCCCCUCCCACGUUCCACCAGACGUUGGCCCUUUUGGUUUUACCUGUACUCACCUGUACUUUGUUUUCUUCUCCAUCGUCACCUUGUGUGAGCCCUCAUCGCCUCUCAUGGAUUCCAGCAAGGGGCCCUUCCAGACCCCCUUCCUGCCUUCUUCACACCAGCCCCCAGCUGCUCAUUCCACACCCUGAACCUGAUCGUGUUCUCCAUGGCAGAAAGCUCUCUAGUGCAUCCCUUGUACAGCAGAGCUUCCUGAAAGGAUUGCAGGUUUGCCAAGAUGAGAGUUGCCUUGGGCCCCAAGCAACCUCGCCAGUUACCUUCACGUGUGUGUCUGAAUGUGGUCAAUUCUCUAUGUGUCCCAUGAUAUGAAAUGGUUUCAAAGGACUGCUGUCUGGGAGGGACCUCAGACUCCUGCACCUGUCCAUUCAUGAGCAUUUGUGAUGUUGCCCCACUGGCCAUAUUGAACUACUAGCGGUUCUUGAAGAAGCCAUACUUUUCCCCACCGAUGUGCCUUCAUACCUGUGCCCAGGACCCUUCUCUUCACUUUCCUCCAAGAUGUUUCACAUAUCCUCCCCCUCCCCAACAAAGUGCCAGCCACCUCCUCAGGCUGACUUCAGCUCUCCCUUCUUGCUCUCAGAGCUCCAAUAACGUAACCUCUCCCAAAUUUCCUACCAUGUGGUAUUCGCUCCUUGCAGAAUGUAGGGCCAUGUUUUAUUUUCUGAUCCACCAGGUGUUACUACAGGACACAACAGGACAGGUCCUGACUCACAUCUGGUUGCCACAACCCACAUGGCGCUGUCCUUGUGUAUGUUUUCUGGACUGUCUUGCACCACAGUGAGCCCUGCAAGGCAAGAACAACCUGACUUUUCACAGGACCCCAGCACUCACAUGGGCCUGGCGCUCAAUAAAAUGUUACCACUCUGGCUCAGUAGAUUGAGUGCCAACCUGCAAACCAAAAGGUCACUGGUUUGGUUUCUAGUCAGGGCACAUACCUGGGUUGCAGGCCAGGUCCCCAGUUGGGGGUGAGCAAGAGGCAACCAAUCAAUGUAUCUGUCACACAUUGCUGUUUCCCUCUUUCUUCCUCCCUUCCCCUUUCUCUGAAAGUAAAUAAAAUCUUUAAGGAAAAAAAAAGAUUCAGAAUAAUAAGGUGAGACCCAGGAAGACAGAUCUGUCAGUGUCUCUGAGAGAGCCCCAGAUACACCCAGACUCAGGCCAACUGCCUGCCACCCACAUUGCAGCUGAGGCUGGCAGAAGAGGAAAUGGCUAGACAUAAGGAAAAACUCAGAGACAGGAGACGUGUGUUUCACAUGGGCACAGGGAGUGGAGAAGGCAUGGGCCUGAAGUCAGUGACCACCUUUGUGCAGCACCUGUCCCAGGGCCUGGCUCUGACUGUGACUUGCUCAUUCAUCUCCACCUCCCUCUACCCCAACUCUCCCAGUCUCUAUCACCAAAGAAUGGACUCCUCCUCCUGCUGACAUUGGACAUCUCGAGACCACUUUACAUGUCUGCCCAUGUCUGUCUAAAGCAGGAGGAGGUCAGGGGGGAAAUGAAUCCUUAUUAAGGGUCUAUGUGUGCUGGUCAGUCUGCCAAAUAAUUUAUAUAUAUCAACUGAUUCAGUCCCCAUACAACACUGAGGAGGGGACGAUCACUCCCGUGUUACAGAGGCAGGGACGAGGGGGUCUGACCAAGUUUAUACUGCCAGGAACUUGGAACACUCAGAUUUGGGAGCAUGUACAAAUAAUCAACAUCAAUGAGUGUUACAGUACUCAAUAAACCAAGUAAGACAAACACAUUGGAUUUCUUUCAAGUCUAGGCAUAUUUUUUAUUUUUUAAUAAGUGUUUCCAUUUUUAAUCCUCACCCAGGGAUAUGCUCAUUGGUUUUAGAGAGGAAGGGAAAGAGAGAAACAUCCAUCAGUUGCCUCUCAUAAGCGCCCUAACGGGAUCAAAUCCACAACCUAGAUAUAUGCCCUGCAUGGGGGUCAAACCUGCAACCCUUUGGUGUGCAAGAUGAGAUGGUGUUCCAACCAACUGAGCCACCCAGCAACGGCGUGUUUAUUUUGUUUUUCUAAACAAUUUUAGAACAUGUUUGUCCUCAGAAAAAAGAAACCCUCCACCCAUUAACUGGCAGUCAUUGUCCCUACCCUCUUCCCCAGCCCUAGGCAACAAUGAGUCUAUUUCUUGUCUCUAUGGAUUUGUCUAUUCUGGACAUUUCCCAUAAAUGAAAUUAUGUGUCCUUACGUGGCUGGCCCCUUAGCGCAUAUUUUUAAGGUGCAUCCAUGUGGUAGCAUUUACUAACACUUCAUUUGGAUAGACCACAUUUUGUUUAUUAUUCAACUGCUAAUGGACACUGUGAGUAAUGUUGCUGUGAAGGUUAGUGUACAGGUUUCUGUGUGGCUCUAUAUUUUCAUUUCUCUUGGCUAUACAUGGAAGAGAGAAUUGCUGAGUCAUAUGUUCUCUUAAAUUUAACAUGUUGAGGAACUGCCACAUUGUUUUCCAAAGCAGCUGCACAAUUUUACAUUCCCACCAACAGUGUAGCAGGGUUCCAGCUUCUCCAUAUCCUUACCAACUCUUGAUAUUGUCUGUCUUUUUAAUUUGAGUUUUUGAAACUUAUUUUUAGAGAUGGAAAUGGAGGGAGAGAAACAUCGAUUGGUUGCCUCUCACAUGCCCCCAGGAGGGGAACCGGCCCACAACCCAGGCAUGUGCUCUUACCAGGGACUGAGCCAGCAACCUUUUGGUUCACAGGCCAGCACCCAAUCCAUUGAGCCACACCAGACAGGGUUGUCUUUUUUAUUUUAACCUCCCCAGUUCAAGUGAAGUGGUAUCUCAUGGUUUUGAUUUUGACUUGAUUUUUUUAAAGAUUUUAUUUUUAGAGAGGGGAGGAGGGAAGGAGAGAGAGUACAAGAGAGACAUCAAUGUGUGGCUGUCUCUCACGUACCCCCUACUGGGGACCUAGCCCACAACCCAGGCAUGUGCCCUAAGUGGGAAUUGAACCGGUGACCCUUUGGUUUGCAGGGUGCCACUCAGUCCACUGAGCCACAGCAGCCAGGACAGAAGGGCAUACUUAAAACAAGGACACGGGAAAGCUGAGGGUAAAUGAAUAUAGAAGGAUGUACAAGGUAGGCAGGAAACUGAAGGAAACCAAUGGAGCUGUAUUAAUUUCAGACAUUAACAAGCUAUGUGUUUAAACUUGUAGAAUUGCACACACAAACAUAUAAACUAAAUGGAUAUAGAGAUGUUGAUUAUGUCAUGGUUACAUUUGUCAGACACCAUCAAACACUUGAAAGAUAUUGUGUGUAAAUAAAACCUUAAGUUGAUUUUUACAGAAUAGGCUUGUAUCUGUUUAAAUCAUAGGAAAUUGUGUGUUAAAAAAUCAAGUACCAGUAAUUUCAUGUUGUUCAGUGUAAUUAAAUUGCCAAUAUUUGAUACUCUUUAUCCACAAAGAAGUAAUUUCCUAUGAUUUAAACUAAUACAACCCAUUUUUUUUUUUAAGAUUUUAUUUUCAGAAAGAGGGGAAGGGAGGGAGAAAGGGAGAGAAAUACUGAUAUGUGGUUCCCUCUCAUACACCCCCAACUGGGGACCUGGUCUGCAACCCAGGCAUGUGCCCCGACGGGAAAUUGAACUGGCAACCCUUUGGUUCACAGGCUGGCACUCAGUCCACUGAGCCACACCAGCCAGGGCAACUAAUAGAAACCUAUUUUUAACAGCCUAAUAGGAAGCUGUUACUGAUGUUUUUCCCCCAAAAUCAAUGAUAAAAAUUUCACCUGAAGAAAGUAAUAAAGAACAAAUUAAUUCGGAAGUAGGUAAAAGAAGAAAAUGCUAAUGACACAAGUAGAGAGCAAACAGAAAAGAGACAAUUUUUUUAAAAAUUAACAAAGCCAAGUUUGUUUUUUGAAAAGAUUACUAAAAUUUGAUAAACCCCCAGCCAAACUGGCAGAGAGAUGGGAGAAGGGUUGGGGUAGGGUAGAAGAGAAAACAUCAGGCACAAAAGAGGUGACAUUGUUAUAGACCCUACAGUCGUUCAAAGAAUACAGGAAUAGGUAAAUCACCCCUGGCUGGUGUGGCUCAGUAGAUUGAGUGCUGGCCUGCAGACCAAAAGGUUGUGGGUUUGAUUCCCAGUCAGGGCAUGUGCCUGGGUUGCAGGCCAGGUCCCCAUUUGGGGGCCUAAGAAAGGCAACUGAUCGCUGUUUCUCUUCCUCUCUUUUCCCUUCUCUUUAAAAACUAAUAAAAUCUUUAAAAAAGAAAAAAAAAACAAUGCACAAAUAUGUAAAUCAGACCACAGAUGAAAAAGGCAAAUUCCUUGAAAAUGCAGCUUAUCAAGUAUUAGUUGAUAACAUGAAUAUACACCCACUGUAUGUCAGUACCUGGAGAGCCAAACUCCAGGUAGGGCUGGGCAGGGAUUCAGGAGGGUGUUGAGUAACGGGGGCUCAGAUCCAAGGGAGAGCAGAGAACAGAGAGUCGUCCCGCCCCCUCACAGCUUCAGGCUCCCACGUGGGACACCUGGCCUUUGGCUGGGGACACAGUCCAGCAUCACGACCUGGUGGCCACUCAGACCAGAGGACAGAACUAUAAAAUGCAGCCUCCUUUGAACUGCCUCCAGGUGUGGGGACUGAUUUGGUCAAGAUAGGUGUGGGGUUAGGUGUGUCUGGAGCCUCAAGCUACCCGCCCACACGGGCUGGAACCCUGCAGCCUAGAGAGAGAGAUUUCUUGGUGGAAGAAAAGAGUCUUGAAAAAGG
Messenger RNA from Pteronotus mesoamericanus, 6750 nucleotides. It is a transcript of the gene ZSCAN22, whose product is annotated as zinc finger and SCAN domain containing 22. Lineage: Eukaryota; Metazoa; Chordata; Mammalia; Chiroptera; Mormoopidae. Gene Ontology annotation, molecular function: RNA polymerase II cis-regulatory region sequence-specific DNA binding; DNA-binding transcription factor activity, RNA polymerase II-specific. The transcript is spliced from 2 exons. The record is from RefSeq and is a predicted model, not a curated record. Gene Ontology annotation, biological process: regulation of DNA-templated transcription. The coding region runs from base 14 to 1480 and encodes 488 amino acids.